AGUGUGCGCGGUGUCGAAACGGAUAUUACCAGAACCGAUAAAAUUCGAGCGUUUCUGAAAUCGUUGAUGUGUUCUUUGUGUUGAAUCCAGAAAAUAUGGAAUUUAGGUCUUCAAGGUGGCGGACAAAAUUCGCAACGAUAAUGAUGAUAAUCGCAACUGUACCCAGAAAAUUACACUGCCAAAUUCCGGAGAACGCGACGACAAUAAGGAGCAACAUUCUCAGCAGUUUGAAAUUAGACAAUAUGACCGAUCAGCCGACAGCAGAACUGAAAAGUAACCUGAAUGAGACCAGAGAGGCCUUAUCGCAAGGUGCCAGCGAACCGGAAUCGGUAGUCUUUAUCGGAGAAUCUCCGAGUUACGUCCCAUUACCAGCGCUUCGGAACAGAGAUUUGCCUUCCGUGCCGGACGAUGAUGACUGGCAAACUCCCCUAGACACUUGGGAUAGAGAAUACAGAAGGUUUCGAUUUAAUAAUACCCGAGUGCAACAUAUUGAAGCAGAAUGUCAAGAUGACUACAUGAAAAUUCGCAUAGGUUUCAACGGCACGUUCACUGGACUUGUAUAUUCAGCAGGUUACGCCUACGAUCCCGACUGUAUGUACGUCAAUGGAACUGGACGAGACUACUACGAGUUUUACAUCCAGUUGAACAGGUGUGGGACUCUCGGAAAAAAUACCCACAACGAGGACAACAGGAAAACACCAACGAAAAACUUUAUGUGGAACACCGUCACCGUUCAAUACAAUCCUUUAAUCGAGGAAGAGUACGAUGAACAUUUUAAAGUGACCUGCGAAUACGGAUACGAUUUCUGGAAGACUGUGACAUUUCCUUUUUUAGACGUGGAGGUAGCAACUGGUAACCCUGUGGUCUUCACACUAACUCCUCCCGAGUGCUAUAUGGAAAUACGUUAUGGAUAUGGAACGUCCGGCAAUAGAGUCACGGGACCUGUGAGAGUUGGAGACCCCCUAACACUUAUCAUUUAUAUGCGUAGCAAAUAUGAUGGAUUUGAUAUAGUAGUCAACGAUUGUUACGCACAUAACGGCGCAACUAAGAAAAUUCAACUUAUCGAUGAAUAUGGAUGUCCAGUCGAUGACAAGCUAAUAUCAAGGUUUAGAGGAUCGUGGUCGGAGUCGGGCGUUUUUGAAACUCAAGUUUUCGCGUACAUGAAAACGUUCAGAUUCACAGGCUCCCCGGCGCUGUAUAUAGAGUGUGACGUGCGAAUGUGCCACGGACGGUGCCCCAGCCAGCCGUGUCACUGGAGGAACGUAAAAAACGUAAAGAAGAGAUCAAUCCAAUCCGAUAUCGAGAAAAAACUAUCGCCCAACGUUUCCUUAUCGGAAAACGUCAAUCUGUUUCAAUCCCUACGGGUACUUCAAGAAGAAGAAUCCGACGAACACAACAACGUAACAUUGAAAGAUAAGGCGAUACCGCCCCAUCCGGGAAACAUAUGUCUUAAGACAGGGUGGUUUUCGGCCCUGCUCGCGCUGGGCGGAGGUCUGGUGUGUUUGAUGGCGGGCGCCCUUUUGGUAACUUGCACCAAAAUGAGAAAAAUCGCAAUAGACAAAGUAUUAGCGGCAAGUCAUUUUAACGGUUACAUGAACCACAGGAGUAGUUUUAAGUAAUGUAAGAAAAACUCGAAUAGCUACGUGAAAAAUAGGAUAAUAAAUACGUGCGAAUAAAAAGUCUAUGUUAGGAAUAAAGUUUGCUGUAUCGGCAAGUGAUGGUAGCCGCGUUUGACGAAGCUAAAUAGUUGAUAUUGUGCAAUUCGAUUCAGCCAUCGGCCAAAGUUUCUUAAACGCGUCGAUUCAGCUAGUGCUCACGAGUCAUCCUUCAGAUAUCUACAAGUAUAAUUUGCACGAAUACACAAUUGAUUGACAUAAAUUUUGUUUUUCAAUUAGUGGAUUAGUUAGAUUCUUGUAAAACUGUGCACCCGGUGGCUCGCAAAGUGGACGGCUUUUUAAAGGACAGCACUGGAGAAAUAACCUUAGUUUUAUAAUAGUUAUUUUAAGUAAUCUGCCCAUAUAGCUAUCAGAUUAUAUAAAGGCCGUUAAUAAUAAAAUUACUACAUCUAGGGCACCUAUGACAUUAUCGUAAAACAAAACUAAUUAUUGUUUUACUAUGGUAACGGUUAAAAGUUUCGAUUACCUAUUUUAUAAAACCUUAUCGAUUGUUCGUGAACCGUUUUGAUUUCUCUUAUAAAACCUCUCCAGCACUUAAAUAGAGAAUCUUAUCAAGAUCACAGUGACCAUAUAAAAAAUUUACACCCUAUCAAUUUGUAACUACGAGGCUUAUAAACUCUAAAUAAGUUUUAUUAUGGCGGCGAAUACAUUUUCAAUACCCCUAUGAAACCUACUUACAGAGAUUAUAAACACUAAAUAAAAAACUCCUCCUUUUAGCUUCACCUUUCUCGAUAUUAUUCGCUUGUUAAAAACUCACAGUUUGAUAUGGUUUAAACGCAAGGUGAUUUGGAAUUUGAAAAAUGAAUUUUUAAAAAACGUUAUCGGUAUAAAAAUUGCACAAAAACGGUGCUUUAAGAAUUAUAAGUGUUUUACCAAGUAAGAAAUCCCAAUAGUAUUUAUAAUUAUAACGUUUUUAAGAACCCUAUAAAUAUAAAACUCAUAGCAAUGAAGACCAAAGGUUUUAUUAGUAUUUUGGCAUAUAGAAACUGAAAACUGUUGAAUUGCGUUCAAAUUGAUUGCUGGAUGUCACAUACCUAUAUGUCACAUGUCAGAUACCUAUAUAAAUUACUCUUCUCAACAUUUUGUGAUAUUGACCUCAAAAGUGCCUGUUCAUCGGCAUAGGCAAGGCCCUCUGUAUACCUAGUAUCUGUGCUAUACACCGUGGGCAAAGUUCCUUUAUCACUCUAAAAUAUUUUCAAACAUGGCGACAUUUUGCUUGGUUUAAAUGGCACCGUUUAUGUAUCAUUUCAUUUUUAAGUUCUAAAUUCUAAGAAACAACGUUGAUUUUGUUUAAAUUUUACCAUACUGUCCUCGGUCCACUAAUUAUUAACCGGACUGUCCAGGCAAUUCCAACAAUUGGCAUCAAAUCAUUGUAGACGGAGCAUAUACUGGAACACAAAGUUUCGUACGCAAGUACGAACAGAAAUGUUUUUAAGUAAAUUGAAACUAAUUAAUCAAAUUUAUUUCAAUUACUUUUAAAUUAGUAAAAGUACAUAUUUGAAGAGUGAAUGACGAAAUUCAUAGAACUUCAUGAUACCAAAAUCUAAAGUCUGAACAUUUUAUAUAUUUUAUAUUUUAAAAAUUGAGAAAAACGAUGGGAGAACUAUAGAAAAAAUACAAAGAAAAAAAAUCAUUUUUAAACUAAAAAAGCUAAGAGGAACUUGACCAAACUUAGGAUUAUUUAUGCACCAUUGAUAAAAUUAUUCACUUCCUAAUUGUAACUACUAAACCAAUCUAAACUUUAUUUAUGUAAAAUGACACCUUGAUCGGCUCCCUCCGCAAGGCUCCAGAAAAAGUUCGGAUUAGUGUUAAUUAAAUUUUAAAACGGAACUAAAAUUUGUGCAAAUAAGGUCCAAAUUAUUUAUAAAUCAAGUGUUAUUUCGAAAAUAGUAAGGGGCAUUUAAAGGGAAUCUAAACAAAAUCCACUUUAUGUUUUUGUGUAAAAACACUAUGGCAUACAUUGAGUGACUUUUAAAUUAAAUAAGAUGUGCCUUCGUUUUUUUUUAGAUGCGGCAGCACUGCACGCUCCAAUAUUAUUUAAGAUCAAUUUUCGUAUUCCAGAAAUUUCUAAUUCCACUCAAAAGCCACCCGGUACAAAAGAAUUAAACAUACAUUACAUUACAUUACAUACAUGGAGAAUAAGCAUUUUCGCAUUUACCUUUUCACGUCAGGCUUCUUCUUCUGUAUGUUUGAAAUGUUCUGGAUAUUUCAUAUAAAAUUUAUUUAAUUUAUAUAAAAUAUCUCCGAUCACGUCAUUGUAAAUACAAACACAAUUCCUCUAAACAGCUACAUUAGAUUUGUAGAUCCUAGUGUGUACUUUUAGAAUUAUAAAUAAACAAUUCUUUUUUAA
This is a messenger RNA of Cylas formicarius (sweet potato weevil), 4026 nucleotides long. RefSeq lists its product as uncharacterized. The transcript has 12 exons. Bases 96 to 1619 code for a protein of 507 amino acids. Lineage: Eukaryota; Metazoa; Arthropoda; Insecta; Coleoptera; Brentidae. The record is from RefSeq and is a predicted model, not a curated record.